AUGAGAGGGCUGCGCCAGGAAUCCUCUGAUGGGUCUUCAAGCCAAGGAAGAGAAUCACAGAACGAAGAAGAAUCCUUCAGAUAUGGAAGACAAGGGGAUGAAGAUCAUCAACAUCUCAAGGGAAAACAGAGGAGCGUUGAUGGAACUGUUCCGUUCUCCCUGAAAAUUGGGAAAUUUGUAUCCAGGGAACCCUCGUUACCUCCACAACAGAGGGAGUCUGGGAACCAGCUCCGGCAGCAGUAA
Linum trigynum is the source of this 243-nucleotide messenger RNA. The record is from the annotation of a GenBank genome assembly. Lineage: Eukaryota; Viridiplantae; Streptophyta; Magnoliopsida; Malpighiales; Linaceae.